AUGGAUGAGCAACGUGAAAAUCACGGCGGAUUCCCACUGCAAAAACUACCAUGGCUGGUAACUGCUCAAAUUAUCAGGUCGAUGGAGACAUGGGAGCAAAUCCGUCUAUGCCUAACUUCCAAUAAAAUGGAAUUAAUUACAAGAAGUGUACGACUCACCCCAGUGCACUACGAGUGCCAUUUUACUGAAACUGGACAGCUCUUUGUAAUUGACUUCAGCCCAUUAUUUGUCACUUAUGGCUACAUUAAUUACCCACCGGAAAAACCACAGGACACUCAUAUAAUGAAAGAAGAAUUGUCAAAGUGGAUGGGACCAACAGAUGAAAGUGAUUUCGAGAAAAUAAUGAGAGUCUUCGAGAGAGUUAUUUCCAUUAUUCCUCCGAAUUUCAUUUCUGUCGGUCUAUACCCUAAUCACAUGACCAUCACUACACUUCAGAACGUGUUCUCUCACCCUUCAAUCAGAAAUUGCGACAAAAUAUUUAUAGAUGCCCAAGGGACAACAACAAAUUCAGAGUUUUUGGAUUAUGUACUGAACACAGCGUCUCGAUUGAAACAUUUGAAACUGGGGAAUACAAAUCCUCCAUACGGUUAUCAUCAUGAAAAAAUGUUUCAAAUCGGAAAAUUUGAAUGGAUGUCCUCCGAAUGGAUAAGCAUUGAGUCACUAUUCACAAUAAAAAAUUACUACACAGGGACGAUUGAAAAGAAUCAGUUCAGCUAUGCAGACUUGAACAGACUUUUGAAGUAUUGGAUCCACAGUGAAAUCGAUAUGUGGAAAAAUUUGUUCAUUCAAAUGGAGGAAGAGAUACCUGAAGAUGUGUUGUUCGAUGGAAUCGUACGGUUGAAAUCUAACUAUUUUACAACAAUCUUGUAUUUCAUAAAAUCCGACUUGAAACAGCGGAAGAGAGGCUUGCCAAUACUUACUAUUUGUUGCGUAGAGAACAAGUUGAGAUUGUCUACAUGGUCACCGGAUGAAAGUUGGCGGAGUCCGGAUGGUUGGAUCGAUUCGUUUCAGAAAGAAUAUGAGGCGUUGAGAACCGUGGAAAGACGGAGAGAAUUGGAAAGGAGGGUAGUAACUCGCUAUGGUAAUGUCAAACUCAAAAUAAGAGAGUUGAAUGAGCAAUUGGAGCAGUUGCAGGAGAAAUUCAACUUUACAAUUGCAGAAUAA
Molecule: messenger RNA, 1164 nt
Organism: Caenorhabditis remanei
Lineage: Eukaryota; Metazoa; Nematoda; Chromadorea; Rhabditida; Rhabditidae
Exons: 5
Coding region: 1-1164 (387 amino acids)
Source: RefSeq, a predicted model, not a curated record